This is a messenger RNA of Chlorella variabilis, 1239 nucleotides long. RefSeq lists its product as hypothetical. The transcript has 6 exons. NCBI's taxonomy places the organism in Eukaryota, Viridiplantae, Chlorophyta, Trebouxiophyceae, Chlorellales, Chlorellaceae. The record is from RefSeq and is a predicted model, not a curated record. Bases 91 to 999 code for a protein of 302 amino acids. Gene Ontology annotation, biological process: nuclear-transcribed mRNA poly(A) tail shortening. Gene Ontology annotation, molecular function: nucleic acid binding. Gene Ontology annotation, cellular component: P-body; PAN complex.
CAGACGGAGGCAGUGCAGCGGGCCGCGGAGUGCCCCCCGCUGCCGCCCGUGCCGGUGCUGAGCCAGGAAGGCUUCCUGUCGUUGUGCCGCAUGCCGCCGCUCCAGGGCCCAAAGGUGCGGCUGCACAAGCCCGCCUUCACCCCGCUGCUGCCCAGCGAGCUGCCGCAGCCGGGGUCGCUGUUUGCGCUGGACGCAGAGUUUGUGGCCUUCUCGCCGCCCGAAAAGGCGCUGCAGAGGGGGGUGGAGGUGGAGGUGCGGCCGUCGCGGCUGGGCCUGGCGCGGGUGAGCGUGCUGCGGGGGCAGGGCGCCGCCAAGGGCGCCUGCUGCAUUGACGACUACAUCAAGUGCGCGGAGCCUGUGUACGACUACCUCACCAAGUUCAGCGGCCUGGUGCCUGGCGACCUGGACCCGGCCCGCUCCCCGCACCACCUCACCACCCUCAAGCACGCCUACCUCAAGCUGCGCCACCUGGUGGACUGCGGCGCGGUGUUUGUGGGGCACGGCCUGAAGAAGGACUUCCGCAUGAUCAACAUUGUGGUGCCGCCCAGCCAGAUCGUGGACACCGUGGAUCUGUUCCACGCCAAGCGCUCCCGCAAGCUGUCGCUGCGCUUCCUGGCCUCCUACCUGCUGCGCUGCUCCAUCCAGGAGCACACCCACGACUCGAUCGAGGAUGCGGCCACCGCGCUCAAGCUGUACGAUGUGUACCAGCAGCUGGUGAGGGAGGGCGCCUUUGAGGCCAAGCUGCGGGAGAUGUACGACUGGGGCAAGCGCUUUGGCUGGGAGCCCGUUGUCUGGAAGGACGGGCAGCCACACCCGGCGCCGCAACCCGCGCCGGCGGCCGUGGCGGCUGCCUACGCCUCCGGGGCUGCCGCCGCUGCGGGCGGCCUGGCUCACCAGAUGCAUGGAGCCCGCCCCGGGCACCUGCACCACCAGCACCAGCACCAGCAGCACCGCGGCAUGCAUGGCAUGGGCGGCCUGCGUGGCCAGGGCAAGCGCUGAUGUGGCGGCGCUCCGCCAUGCUGCCUGGCGAUGUGUUUGACUGACCGGCAGAGGGCCGCCUCUGCAUCUUUACAGACCCUGCUGACAGCACUGCCCCUUUUCCAGCCACCUCCACAGUUUUGACCACGCCGCCCUGUACUCCUUCCAACAGUAUAUGUACUCAGCCGCAGAACUUUGAUUCAUUUCUUUUCUGCUGUCCUGGCAGUCACAGAAUGUAACCUUCAGCCUAUUCAGCAAAAA